Messenger RNA from Portunus trituberculatus (swimming crab), 7091 nucleotides. RefSeq names its product headcase protein-like. Lineage: Eukaryota; Metazoa; Arthropoda; Malacostraca; Decapoda; Portunidae. The coding region runs from base 328 to 1698 and encodes 456 amino acids. The record is from RefSeq and is a predicted model, not a curated record. The transcript is spliced from 6 exons.
GAAUCGACGGGUUCCAGUUGCCAAGUCGGUUGCGACGAGAGAGCGAGGAUGGAAGACUUGUGAAGCCAGAAGUGGCAGCGGCCAGCGACCAGCGGUAGUGCCAGUCAGUGAGCGUCAGUCACGGAGGUCGGCCAGAGGACAUGGACGGAGCGCGGCUGUGACCGGCGUGAGGGAAGGAAGGAACCAAGAGUGGAUGACACUCCACGCAGAAGUGGCAGGCGGAGGAGGAGGCCAGCGGCUGCUGAAACAGACCCAAGUUUGAGACAUCCCCUAGAGCGGAAGAUCAGACACUUUACAUUUACGGAGAGUAAACUCAAGAUUGGACAAAUGGUUAAAAUGCCUCAGCGUCAACGGCACAACACGGGCGGGGGAGCGGGCGGGGCAGAGUUGCCCCUGCUAGACCCCGGUGUGAUCGAGGCACACAAUGCCGUCACCACCACCCGUUGCUGCGUGCCCCUGUCAUGCGGGUGUUUACGGGGCUACGAGCCCAUCAACCUCGAUUCCCCGACCGGGUGUGUGCGUGUACACUGUAACAACGAGCACUGUACGCUGGGUAACCUCAUGCACGGCGAAUGCUUCUCGGCGUGGGAGAUGCACGUGCUAGCCUACCUCAGGUCGUGCGGCCGUGCGCGCUCUUGGUCAGAGAAGCAGCGUCUACAAAACUUAUGGACCAAGCGAGGCUACGACCUCGCCUACCGGGCGUGUACGUGCCUGUGUAGCCGCGGACAUCUGAGGAAAGACCUUGACUGGAUGCCCCCGUCCGAGUCUGACGACGACAACAAAACUAAGAAGAAAAAGAAGAAUCGGCAGAACCAAAAACCAGCUCUUGUAACGGUGGGCAACGGCGCCCUCAAUAACAACCCCAAUAAUGCCAACAACAAUAACAACGUGGUGCUGAGCGGCCUGAGUACCACUUCGGGCUGCGAGACGUCUGGUCAACCUUGUCAGCGCCACCGUAACAACUCCAUUUCGUCCACCGGGUCCUCGCCGCCCUCGGAUGCUCCAACAAGCCCGCACCACACAGCCGCGCCAGGCAAACGCCGUUCAAGGGACUUCUUCUCUGACAGAAGCAGGCACGGGUCGGGCGGCAGCAUGUUUGCACGGCGGGCAGACUUCAGCAGCUUCAACGUGCUGCCCAGAGACAAGAUCAAUUCAUACCACAUCAAGAUGGAGGAUGACGGGUUCCCCGGCAACGACGACACCCGCUGCUUCAUCCUGUCUACACUGGCAGCACAGCGCACCAGCAGGACGGCGUGUGUGCUGUGCCACCAGCCCCUCCUCGUAUUCGACCGAUACCCUCUUCUCGACGGGACCUUCUUCCUCACUCCCAUCCAGCACGCCAAGUCGGCCAUUCCCGUGCGGGUGGAGGGUCGCCAGCAGUACCUGACGGCGGUGUGCAUGGGCUGCCUCGAAGGAUGGUCGGUAGGCCUCCGCUGUAGUUAUUGCAACACGCGGUGGAAUGGCUCCCCUCUCAUCCUGGGCACCAUGUACUCCUUCGACAUCUUCGCCGCCAUGCCCUGCUGCGAGGGGCGGCUAAAGUGUAGCAAAUGCGACGCUUUGGUGAUCCCUCCCGACCAGAGACUUAGCUUCUUCAGCGACUACAGCAGGACCCACGCCUGUCCCUCCUGCGGCCACCUUGACCACCAUUUUGUAAAGCCGCUGAGUUCCUUCAUUAGAGAAGACAAGCAGACGUGGUAGUCCCGUCGCCCUCCCGUCCUCCUAGCCUAUCAAGUCGAGGAGGAAAGGAGCGCAGCGUAGACUCUUCCACGCCACACCAACACCACCACUACCACCACCACUACUAUCAAGACUCCGUCAAAUGUCGCCGGAGAAGAGUAGUGUAUAGUGAACUAAGAGGCAUCGGAAGAAGGAAAAUGCUGAUGAAAUAAAAAUUAUAAAGAAGCAGGCGGAUAGACAAGAGGAGUUGAGGCAUGGACAGAAAGUUAAUACAGAGAUUGUAUAUGUUUUGGGCGGUGUUUCGUGAUAACACCUUGAAGGUCCCUGUACAAAUGACCAUGUUCUUUGAGAGUAAAACACGCGGAGUAGAAGGAGGAAGAUUAUGAAGAAAAUAUCAAAUACGAACAAAAGAAAAAGAAAUAGCAAAGUUAAUAAUCCAUAAAGGAAAAAAAAAUUAUGCAUCAGAAACGCUCUGUAGACUCAGAAGUGAGAACACCUACGUCACUUGUAAACAGAGGCAGGAAAUGAGAAGACAGAAUUCGAAAGAAGAGAAGAUGGAAGCGUUACCGCCAUUACUACCACCUCUGCUGAGAUCAGGUGAGCUUUAGAGAAUAAAUAUAAUAUAAAAAAAAAUUGCGAUUAAUUGAGACAGAAGCACCGUUUGUACCGCGUGGAAGAAAAGGAAAAUAUAAAAAGUGUUUACCAUGUCCAUACAAAAGACGCAUGUAGAUGAAAAAAGCAAACCUCGUGCGUGAAUGUUUGAUAAAUAACGAAUGUGAGUGGAGUCAAGGCUGUCCAGUGAACUAUUUUCAGAAGACAAAAUGAGCAGAAGAGAAAACAGUGUAAAGGUAUGGAGGGGAAUACAGUCAGUGUGAGGACACAAACCAAUAAACAAACUUACAAAACAAAAGAACAACUAAAAAUUGAGUGACACUCAUAUGAAACGGGGAAAGAAACUUUGGUUAAAACAUAAAACAUUUUGUGUGUUUUUUCUAUUUUUUUUAUGCUGCUGAAUUUGUUUGGCGAAAAAUAUCCACCGGAAACAGUGGAUGGGUGUAAAUAACUAGACAUUAGCUGUAUUCUAAUUGUGUGACCUCUUGUGCUAUCGCCGUAAGUUCCGAAUUUCGAUGUUUCAUCGUAGUCAUAGGCAGAGUCCUUGUUGACAGUCAGACACUCAUCCCCGCUGCGGAAAACAUACAUGUUUGCUUCAAAACAUUGAGAGAAUUAAGAAAAGAGAAUAGAAAAAAUCUGGAGUAGCAAAGAGGAUAUGGAGGAAAAUAGCGAUGGGUGAGUGGAACUGAUAUUUUUUUUCUGGUGAAAGGAGGAGAGGAUGUGGACAGAAAAAAAUCUUUAACAAGAACGACAUGGACCAAGAAACUGUUGUGAGACAGCCAAGAAUGAAAUGUUAGCCAAGGAUGAACUGUUAUGGAUAAACUGAACUUGUUGGAAACAAAUAUUUUAAACACCUGCGGACCAGUCAGCGUGGGAAGAAUUGGUGUGAAAAAGACUAGAUAAAGUCUUUACGAAUGAAUAGGUGGAAGAAGAGCAACAGCAAUAACCACACUUCCCACCAGCGGAAGGAGGGAGGCUAAGAAGAUAUGGAGAAAGAGCGCGAGGUGCAAAGUAGAAUAAACAUCAUCGUCUCUAAAUCACUAUUCCUUAGACAGCAGUGACGGUGUAUAAAGAUCUUUUAUCAUCACUGCCUCCACUACCAUCAUAACCACCACCACCACCACCACCACCACCACCACCACCAUAAACAACAACAAUAACAGAUGGUGGAGGAUGACCAUACAAAAAGCACCCGCGGAAAGAUGAGAAGAAGAAAGUGGAAAAAAAGAGUGGAAGGAUGUCAUCACUACAGUGGAUGAACACCAUAACUCCAGCACUAUCCUACCAUCCUGCAGCACCGUCCACACCCCGCCCCGCGGCACGCCCCCUCCGGUCCGGUCUGCGUGGUCCAUCAGUGUCCUGUGGCCUGCUGUUUACCCCUGUACCGGCCCGGACCACCUGGAUAACGCCGGUGCAGGAGGCUCAAGUGUAGCGUCACCUGGGCGGCUGUCCCCACGAAGGAUAUAUGCCUGUAAGUUAGUUCAAUGUGCACUCUUUUCUUUGUCCCGUAGCUCCUGCUAAGACGACAGUGAAUCUGCUUGUAUUUAGGAAUGAAAAAUAAGGACAAACUUUUUACUAAGAGCUCUCCGUACUGGGUGUGUAAGGUUUUAUACUUGUAGCUUGUAAUCUUGUGUUGUGGGAGGUUUCUGUUCGCCCCCGCUACGCUUCACACGCAAAGGGAAAAAAAAAAAUUGAAUCGACUUUUUUUCUCUCAUAUCUGCCUGAUUGGCUUUGGCAGUUUGAGCUUUAGCGGCCCCGCAGCGAAGUGUGAGACCGGGGCGUGCGGAAGCCUCCUCACAGCCACUCCCGUUUAAUGCAGAAUAGCUGGCAAGCGCUGCCCAAGAAGUCGGGUGAGGAAGGUGAUGGUCGAGCCUCAGUCAGUCACAUGAGUACCUCUCGAGAACCAGUCAUCACGGAGUGUUAGUCACACUACCUAAGAGUCGCUUCAGUCGACUAGCGUUGUGAGUCGGUCAGCAGAAAGUAAAACUGAAAAGAAAACAAGCGAGUCAGUUGCGUUGCGACCAUUAUGAACCACUGAACCACCAUAAGUGUAUAAGUUUUUACGUGUAGGGCUUAACGUUAUAAGUAAGAUAGUUGUAACAGUAACUCUGAGUCAUAAGAUAAGGUUCAACUCAUCAGUCGGUAUCGCUUUUGAAGACGCGUGAGGAUGAAGCGGACCCAUGCGGGCAGUGGGCGGGUGUCAGGCGCCAGACACCUGUCCCGGGGUCUCGCCGGGCCUGGAGGUCACUCGGGUGGAACACCCACACCUCCAGGUCUCCCGUUAGUUCUGCAGUCCUGAUCAACUUUGGAAGGACGGUUGGCACUGCAAGUAGUGAAACUGCUUGUUGAUGUCAAAACAGGAACGUCCCUAAACAACCGGUCUGUGUCGUAAUGUAUAUACAUACUAAUCGUUUGAGUUAUUAAGAGAGAAAAGAUCCUGGUUGCUGUCGUGUGAACUUACCAUUAAGGUCUUGUUCCAACCUGACGAGAUGCCUCGAAGCUCACAAGACGAUCUAAUUGACUGACUGACGUCAUUGCUUCCUCUAAGGAACUGGAGACUCACUCCUCCGCAUGACUCACUUGACCUCGCAUGGCAUUGUGAUGCGAUGCCAGGAUACUGCACUGGUUAGCUCGCUGGACCUCAGACGGAAGACAAUGAUUCCUCACGACACCAGACAACCUUACUGCUGCUGCCCUUUCUCCGCCUGACCUGACUUCUUCGCGGUGACUCCAGUCGUUGUGUGCAUUGCUAGGAUAAGCUAUUUGGGACCUGAUACUUGUGACCAAACCAGCGAUUAUCAGUAUCCAUGUAGGGUCACGGCCCGCACCUCACAAUAUCCGCCCCGGGGUUAGGAGGAGGAGGAGGAGGAAAAGGUGGAGGAAGAGGAAGAAGAAAAGGAGGAGGAGGAAGAAGUGGAGGCAUAAGUGGAUGAGGAAGAGGAGGAGUCAGACAGGAGCGUGGACAGCUGUGUGAUAACGUUGGUGCUCCUUGUGGGAUGGCAUCCUCCAAGGCUAAGAGUUUCCUAUUAGUUCGUAAUUCAGCUACAAUCAAAAUUACACAUUCCCUUAGAUUAUCAGCCUCACAUCCCCACCAAAGCCCAACCCUUCCCUUCCUGCGAUCCCAAGCAGUCAUCAAACAAAUUAGUACAGAGCAUCACAACUUCAAUGGGCAGUAUCCCUAUCAAUCAAAUUUCAGAACUCCUCAAUUUGUUACAUAGCAGAAGGUUUGCAUCCUCAUACCUUGCCUCAGUUCCUCCCUGCCACCUGUCCCUUCCCUUUGCAUGAUAGCCCUUCACCCCUUAUUUUACCUAACAGCCAUUCCUUAACGCUACGCCCUGUCCCUGUCCACGACCGAUCCUGUCUCUCGACCCCACCACUGCCCCUCCGACCUUCCCUCACACACACACACACACACACACACACACACACACACACACACACACACACACACACACACAUACAUACAUACAUACAUACAUACAUACAUACACACACACACACACACACACACACACACACACACACACACACACACACACACACACACACACACACACACACACACACACACACAUCCCACGCGCCUCACUCUUGCAAAAUGAAUUAUGGUAACAUUUGCAGUUUAACUUUCGUGCAGCAUUGCAUUCAGUAAUAAGCCAAAAUUUCAAGUGAUUUAAAAGUGAAACGUUGCAUCCGAGCAUCCAGUAGAGGGCGAGUCGAGGGGUUUUUGAGGCUCACCAGCAAUAUUGGAAUCAACACCCAGGAGCGGAUUUUGUGAGGUGAAGGGAGGAGGCGAAAACCUGCCCACCUGCCCAUGUGAGUGUCCUGCAAGGCGUUUGUUUGAAACGGCGUUUGUUUGAAACUAAGACAAGAAACGAGAGCUGGAAAGACGGAAAGACAUGCCAGUUCAUGUUAGUAGCUGCUGACACACCUAUCUACCUCUCUCAGGGUGGAAGUUUCCUGUCUUGUAGAAUCGUUCUGAAAUUAGUGGAUUGAACUAUUUCGUUUGUUACCUGUCGGUCACUAUCAAGGUUCAUGAUGAUGACUUAGGUGUGAAGUGCAGGGCAGCGUGGUAGUGGUGUCGCCUCCUUGGGUCGUCAGCUGUGUUGUGUCGCGGCGCAAGGACGGAUCAGACACCCCAGCACCUCCUCUCAUAAGGGCGAUAAUCCAGGUCAGACCAUGGGAUUCUCGGCCUUCAGGUGCAUGUGGGUGCCAGGUGGCGUCUGUCCUCGUCCUUCUUGCAGCUUGUAAUUUUAUUGGCUCAAUUGUGAAUAUCUGAUAAGUUUACAUACGUUGGUAGUUUUUUGGAGAUUGAUAACUGGCAUAAAAAAAAUCCUUUGUUUGCUUGGCUCAAUUUGAUCAGUUAUUUGUUAUGAUUAAAAAAAACAGACUUUCUUCGAAUUAGACUGUGCCUUGCUAUGGUUAAAAAAACAAAACAACAAAAAAAAAGAACUUUGUGUUGCUUCUUAUUAUUAUUUUCAGCAAAUUGGCAACAUUUGUAAUCUCACUCUGGUGAUUCUAGAAAAUAAAUUUACUUUUGUACCCCCAAUUGGCUUUUGGUGUUUCUUAAAUUCCAAUUUAGUUACUUUUGAAGCAGACAAAUCUCACUCGCCUUGAGGGGUGACUCCCAGCCACGGGGGGAGAGACUUUCUGAAGGCAAGGUACGGAUUGGCACUGUUCCGUCGACUGUGUGUGUGUGUGUAUGAGAGAGAGAGAGAGAGAGAGAGAGAGAGAGAGAGAGAGAGAGAGAGAGAGAGAGAGAGAGAGAGAGAGAGAGAGAGAGAGAGAGAGAGAGAGAGAGA